Molecule: messenger RNA, 2297 nt
Organism: Vanrija pseudolonga
Lineage: Eukaryota; Fungi; Basidiomycota; Tremellomycetes; Trichosporonales; Trichosporonaceae
Exons: 4
Coding region: 27-764 (245 amino acids)
Source: RefSeq, a predicted model, not a curated record
CUCGACAAACACAACCGCCAAAGCCAAUGUCGCGCCUCGCAGCCCUCUCAACCCCACAGAGGCGCUCGCGCACCUCUCCGUCGCCGUCCCCAUCGCCAGCGCCGGCGCCGGCAUCACCCACGCGCGCAGCAGAGACGACGCACCACCGCAUGCUCAAGCUCGUCCUUGCCGAGGUCAACAACGUGAUCAAUACCUGGGACGAUGUUGUCGCGCACGACGGCCUCAAGGCCGGCAAGGGCUGCAUCGACGAAGUGACCGAGAUGGACAACAUCCUCCUCCUGCCCGAGGGGCCAGAGCGCCCGCUCGUCGCGCCCCACCUCGAUGCACUGACGGCGUACCGCACCGCUCUGGAGGGCGUGAUCGCUAAACUGGAGAAGCUUCUCUCCAAGCUUGCGGCGCUUGUCGAGCAGUCGGAGAAGGUCUUCUUUGACGCGUGCAAGGUCCAGACGUGGGACUUUGUGCUCACCGACCCCUUGUGGUUGUCUUGGACGUUGGAGAACUUUGUGGACUCGCUCCCACCCCUGGUGACGGCCCAUUCGAGGCACCUCGCAGAGCUCACGUCCCUCGCCAAUGUCUUGCUCUCCUCGUCCACGACCUUUGAGGACGCGCGCACCACCCUCGAGCGCUGGCGCGACCUUGCGCGUGGUGGCGAGCGGUGGGAAGUAGUGCGAGAGUGGGAGGAGCUCGUCGAGCUCGAGACGGCCCGUCCCGCGCCGGAGGAAGAGGAGGAGAUGACCCGACCCAAGCGCCGUGGAAAGCGGUAGUUUGGUCGUCGCCAAUGGGAGACGCGGGGAGGCGGUGACGAGGAAGCUGGAAGCAAGCCCGCGUGGUGCACACCGCUGUGAGAUGUGGGGCGGCCAUGUCAGCUUGCUUCGCAAACAACGGCCAAUCCCGUCAAUCGAGUGGUGUGCAUAUCGCACUCCGGCUUGUCGAUCCCGGGGCGCAUAAAUGGUGUGGGAUGCCAAUCCCUGCCUUUACUUCCCAUUGCCACUCGGUCUUCACCUACUUCAAGCUCCCAACCUCGAUGCUGGCAAUCUUUAAACUGUCAGCAUGGGGGGAGCCGUCUCACGCUGUCAAGGCGAUGGCCUCGACGACAACGACGAAAGCCUCGGCAUCGCCGAGUUGUUUGCACGGGCUCGUGAGCACAACAGACCGCGAUGGGUCCGCCGCCUCCGACACCGAUUCUCCACGCCCCUGGUGCCGUCAACGCAGAGGCAACGGAGGUCUUCAGAAAUCGACUCGAUGGGCGAGGUGCGCUCCGCAAUAUCUGCGAUGGGAGGGUGGCACGAGGACCGUCAUCAGCGAACGCAAUGUCCAGUCGACGAAGUGCGCCAGCGGCCGGCCAAGCGAGGAACGAUCAUGCGGCGGCGGAACAGCAGCUCUGCGGACGAAAUGCACAACACCUUCAGCAGUGGUUCACAAGCCCGGCACAGCUCGGCGCCAGAGCGUACACGGCACAGCAGCUCGCCAGAGGCCGGGCCGAGCACGUCGCGCGCCCUUGCAUGUGAGCCGUUGCGCCGGCCGGACGGGCAGGCCGCGCUCCGCCUCCUCCUGGACCGUGCUCGACGAGUUGUUAGUCUCAGCUCUGACGGCGAACAGGGUGAGCGCGCAAGACUACUCCACAAGCGGCUGCCGGCCACACCGCCCGAGCUGCCGACCAAGACGACGUUUUCGUCUGAGGCCGAGGUCGUCCCGGUGCUCUUCCAUACUGCACAGAGCUAUGUCCCUCGCACGCGGGCUACAGUGCGCGGCGUGUUCAAGAACAACGACUCGGACACAGACUCGUACGAGACGGAGACGAUCAGAACGCCGCCGCCGCGCCCGCCGGGACGCGCCGCUUUGCGCGGAGAAGACAGCGACGACGACGAUACCGUGCCCGCGGCCCUUCGUGCCGUGCUCUUCCGCGCGAUGAAGAAGUCGCCAAGUAUGGUGUCGGACGACGACGAGCCUGAGGUUCAGCCCGAACCCAUCUUCCAGCCCAGUGUGCUUCUUCCCCGCCCGGUAGCACCCGGCUCGCCGCCGACUGUCCGCGUCCGUCUGCGCUCCAAGACGCCGAGUAUGAGCCCGAAGCCUGAGCCUGCGCUUCCGCUCCACGAGGUGGUUCUUGCCCCAGAGUGAGGCUUCGGACGGCCGCGAGGGCUUCACAGGGCCGAGAACACUUUGAACAACUUCGGACCAUUCUGUUUCACCUUCCUGCGAUCUUCGCGCCGCGCGUCGUGGGAACGACCAAGGAGUCGAUGUGCGGAAGUCAUGCUAUGUAGCAUACAUAUGCCCGUGAUGGAUGUGUGUCGUGCCAG